AUGCCGGCGGGACGCACAUCCACCGUGUCGUGGCUCGCUUCCCUGCUCGUCUUCAUCGCUGCCUUGGAGGUCGCCAGGUGUCGUUCUUCAGCGCAUCAAGGCAAAAAGAUGGUCCCAGUCUACUACGACAUCGGGGCCUGCACAGACAAACAACAUUUCGUCGAAGUCAACAACGUGACCACCAUUAUGGACGAGUGGGGUGCCUAUUACUGCAGCGCAAGCGUCUUGUUCCUCAAAGAAAUGAAGAGUGUGUCUAAGCUGGUCGUCAUCAUAACAAAAUGCACCGGCGGGAAAGCAACGAAUCUUUGUGAGUACUACCUUCGUUGGGUGUGGACGACCGCCCUGUGUCGCUUCAUCCCUGCAAGAGGCAUGGUGUGGAGCCCCUUCUACGAUUCGUUCGAUCCACCUUUCAACUGCCCUGUUAAAGGGCAUUACAUGGUGCGCAAUGCGACCCUGGAUCUCGACGCACUCAAGACCGUUCUCCCCGACUUGCACAAGCAUAUUUGGCCUGUAGAGAUUCAGCUCUUCAAUGAAAGCGGAGAACUAAUUGUCUGUAUGGUCCUGACGGCCGAAUUUCGUCACGUCAAGGGAAAGGCAGUCGCUGGGAGCCCCAGUUGAAAGCCUACCAAGCAUAAAGACCAAUAAAUUCGGC
Molecule: messenger RNA, 652 nt
Organism: Thrips palmi
Lineage: Eukaryota; Metazoa; Arthropoda; Insecta; Thysanoptera; Thripidae
Exons: 4
Coding region: 1-618 (205 amino acids)
Source: RefSeq, a predicted model, not a curated record